AUGCAUAUUGAUGCCUCUGGAACUAAAUUGGGUACUGUGUUGGCCCAAAAGGAUGAUAUAGGAAAAGACAUCACCGAACCUGAAUGUUUGGCAGUUUUGUGGGUGGUAGAAUAUUUUUGCCAUUAUUUUGGCCUGGAUCUGUUUGUAGUUGUUACUGACCAUGCAGCGCUAAAGUGUUUGCAAACUGUGGCAUUGAUUGGUCAUAGGGCCCUUUGG
Messenger RNA from Dentiscutata erythropus, 216 nucleotides. NCBI's taxonomy places the organism in Eukaryota, Fungi, Glomeromycota, Glomeromycetes, Diversisporales, Gigasporaceae. The record is from the annotation of a GenBank genome assembly.